UAUUUCCAUGACUGAGCAGAUAUUUUAGAUGACAGUUUUCUCAGAUAAUAAUAAGAGCUGUUAUUGGAAUGGACCAUGUAAAUGAAUGAUUAAAUAACCGCCAGCUGAGGAAUCCGGGAUUUUGGUGGAAAAAAAACCCCUCUUCACUUUAAUCCGCAAACUGCAUUUCAAAGGACUUCAAAUGGGCCACUUGCUCCUCAGAAAAGAGACUCAUUCUGCCGUGGAGGGCAAUUUGAAUGUUUGCGCACUGAGAGGAAUGUCGAGCCUGCAGAGCCGCUGAGGGACUCAAACUGCUGCUUAAUUAACCCGAUAUUUGCUCGCGAGUCGGAGCCCAGUGCUGAUCGUCUCGUGAGCGUCUCUCUAAAUGCGCGCUGUCCCGUGGAGCCCCGCAGCGGCACGGCAGCAAGAUGAGAUCGCGGAUCCCGCUACUUCUCGCGGUACUUGCGGCGGCGUGUCUGCGGUUUGGCAGUGCGGAGGCCGAUCCUCUCCCGGCUGCUGUGGUUGAGUUGGUGAAGGGUGGAUCUGUGUCUUCUAUUCAGGACUUGCAGUUUCUACUGUUUUCUGAAUCCAUAGAGGUUGAGCCAGACAGUCACCAUGAAAACGACACCAGCAACCGUCUGCCACGCAGUCUUCUGGAUGCUCAGCCCGCUCAGCAAGCCAUCUGUAAGGUCAGGACCGAGGUCAUCGAGGUCACACGCUCCAUGUUGGACCGUAGCAAUGCAAAUUUCCUGUUGUGGCCUCCGUGCGUGGAGGUGCAGAGGUGCUCGGGCUGCUGUAACACCAAGAGCCUGCAAUGUGUUCCUGUACUUACACACACACGAUACCUACAGGUGAUGAAGAUACAGUACGUGAACAAGCGGCCGCUCUACGAUAAGGCCGUCGUCUCCGUCCUCGACCAUGUAGAGUGCCGCUGUCAGCCGGCUCCUCGGCCUGCCCAGCGGCGGAAAUCAUCCGGCCAAAAACAGGAUGCACGGGAUCGUUUGGGAAAAACUCGACCCAAAGAUGAGCUCCAUCGCAGUGAUGAACUCAAACAUAACCAGAGGUUAAGCCUGGAGGACCUGCUCAGCCACAGUUGGCUGCCCAAAGAGAGGUUCUCUGAAUCGGGAGCACCAGACACUUUCCAUUUCGGCCGUGACGGCUGGGCUCGGAACGAGACGCAGUAUGGAGGGGGUAAAAGUAAUCACCGUCACCCUGCGGACGGAAGGAGACACGGCAACACGAAUGGCACAUCAUCAGCAGAGGGAACAACGGCUCCACUGCCGAAUCAUACCGAGCAGGAAGAAACUGAUUCGUCACUGCACAACGCUACGCAAUUUGAAUCACAGAGUAAUGCCAACCAAAGUACAACCAAUCAGACAUCUGAAUAUAAUAUGGGGCCAUUAACCAAUCAGACUUUUAAGCACCAGUCAAACCUCACGCAAGAAAUAGAACAAUUGCGAACAACCAAUCGGACAGACCAACUUGCUUUCAAUGCCACAGGAACAGCCAGUCAGAAUCUGGGAGAUGUAGAGGAGAAUGGUCCGAACGUGAGAGGUGAGACUACAGACGUAGAGGCGAAGGAGGUGGAGCGAGAGCAGAGACAAAUGGACAGAAAGGCCAAGGAGGGGGAGGAGGUGGUGGUGGUGGAAGACUUGCUGCUUCAG
Messenger RNA from Rhinichthys klamathensis goyatoka, 1643 nucleotides. RefSeq names its product platelet-derived growth factor beta polypeptide b (gene pdgfbb). Gene Ontology annotation, biological process: positive regulation of ERK1 and ERK2 cascade; positive regulation of cell population proliferation; positive regulation of MAP kinase activity. The transcript has 5 exons. The annotation marks the transcript as partial. The record is from RefSeq and is a predicted model, not a curated record. NCBI's taxonomy places the organism in Eukaryota, Metazoa, Chordata, Actinopteri, Cypriniformes, Leuciscidae. Gene Ontology annotation, molecular function: growth factor activity; platelet-derived growth factor receptor binding. Gene Ontology annotation, cellular component: membrane.